Molecule: messenger RNA, 11238 nt
Organism: Apis cerana (Asiatic honeybee)
Lineage: Eukaryota; Metazoa; Arthropoda; Insecta; Hymenoptera; Apidae
Cellular component (GO): extracellular matrix
Source: RefSeq, a predicted model, not a curated record
AAAAAAAACCAGUCGCGUGGAAAUUAUUCCGCAAACUUUCCCCUCUUCGAUUAUCUUUCAUCUUUUUAGGUACGAGCUGUCUACCUUCCGUCUCCUUAAUUUUUUCUUUCUUUUUUUUCUUUAACGAGCGUUUCGAAUCCUCCACUUUGCUGCACACACAUACGUUUCGAUCAAAUCAACUAUUCCACUUAUCGCUCUGUCCUUCACAUCCUUUACCUAUGAAGCCACCCUAAGCCUAUACGCGGCACGUGGCAAGUGAUACUUUAAUAAAUCUACUUGAUUCGUGUUUUAGACGAUCGUGAUUAUUAUGAUUAAAAAAAAACAAACAAACAAAAUGAAUAAAAAAAAAAGAAAAUAACAGAGUCUCGUUUUCGACGCGUCACGUCGAGAGAAUUCUAUUAUCUAUAAAGGGGCGGAAGAGCCAACUAAGGUUCGUCACGAUUUUAACCGAUCUCGACGAAUUGGACUUAUAAAUUAGAAAGUAGUACUCGCUAGAAAAGUACAACUGACUCGUCGAAACGAGACACGCGUGGAAUUAAUAUUGUAAAAGAUAGUUAACGGACCCUCCUUAGGUUCCUUAGGUAACGAGUGUUUAACGAGAGAGAGAAACUAAAAAAAAAAAAAAAAGGAGUAAGAAGAAAAUUACGAAAAGAACGCGUUAGGUACGAUAAUGCGCCGAAACGUUAAGAUUAUAACGACAGGUGUUAACAACGUUCUUUUCUUCAUGUACAUAGUCUCGCGUAUUACCUAGACCUGCGUUUAGAAUAACCGAAAGAUUUUUCGUUAUUCGUGGUUUCGUUCUACGAAACGAAUGAAUGGAAGACGAGAUGCAGAUGCUGCGUCCCCUUUGGAAAUUUGGGAUACCUUUUUUGUCCCCGAUUUUCACUCGACCGAUCGAAUUUUCGAUCCCUGGACAGAAACUACUCUAACUACUAUGAAACUAGAGAGGAUUUUUCAAAAUUCCGGGAAGAAAGAGAAGUUCUUUUUUUUUUUUUUUUUUGUAAACACGUUCGUCUCUAAUUUUGAGUUCGAUUUUUUUUUAUUCGAAAUUUAAAUCUUCGAUCGAACGAAGAAGACACAAAGAGGUGAAUCGUUUUUUCAGAAAUAUCGCAAAAGGGGAGGAGAAACUUCCGCAAUUUUGGAAAAUACGUCUCUAAUUUCGGAUCCGAAUUUUAUUAUUCGAAAAAAAAAGACGAGUAGAAGAGAAAAGGGAACGAAGGCUUCUCAAAAUUUCAGAGGGGAGAGUAAUUAAUUAAUUACCGGAGUAAGAACGUGAGGAAGAACCGACUCGACUUAUUCAGAGACAACGACACAACGCAUUAUAAAGUAAUAAUGAUAAACUUUAAUGUUAAAUCAACGUACUAUUGUUAUGAUCUCUUACACUACGAGAGGGUGAUCUCGAUGACGAUCGUUGCGUAAUGUAAAAACGCGUUUGCACGUGUGUUUUUUCAAUGCGUUCACUAAAUAAAAAGAAAAGAAAAAAAAAAAAAAAAAAGAAUAAACAAAGUGAUGGAACUAACGUUGUAAAACGGUAAAUAUUGUAGACGAUAAGCGAGAGAAAUACCGUUGAGAAAAUACCGGAUGAAAAUUCAAAAAAAGAAGAAGAAAAACAGGAGAGAAAGGAAAGAAAAAGAAGUUAAAUAAAAAGACAAAGGGGGGUGGGGAGGGGGGGAAGAAAUCACGAUGUUAAGUAAGUAGUCGCAUAGCUUUGUAUACAUACAAGGGAGUUGCCGAAGAAAAACGAAGAGACGACGUUAAAAGGGAAAGAGGAAAAAAAGGGGGAGAGCUUGCAGCGAUAAUCGGCGAGUUUUCGAGGCGAAAAGAUAAACACGAGGAACGCAAUUCUUUUUUUUUCUUUUUCAAACAGCUGCCAUUCGACGACGAGAGAUACGUGCUACCACCAUCUUCGAGCGGACUUGUGCGAUUUUUCGGAUAUAGGGGUUCCGUGAACACGGUAUACACGCUGUCGCUCGAUUCCGCGAAAACUCGAUUCUGUUAAUCGGCCAACACGAAAGCCACCAUCACAUCCAUCCGCGCGGAAAACGCGCCUCCUCCGAAUGGAGAAAAAUCCAAUUUACUUUGGGCGCGCGAAAAAUUCCAAAUUUCAAAUUCUUCUCCCGAGGAAAUAAAAAGAAAAAAAGGAAAAAAAUGUCAAACUCGCCGCCCCUCGUCCUCGUAGCGGGAAAGGGGGCCUGAAUAAUUUAACCGAACCGAAACCUUCUUCCCCGAAAUUGGAUUUUCGUCCGUUUGUUUUCUUUCAGAAUUUCUUCCGGUAAAUGGAAUUAAAAAUGUGCGAAUCGACGCAAAUUCGUUUCUGGGAGACCGUGAAUUAUACACGCAUGGAGGAAUUGUAUCGCCCUCCUCCAUGCCGUCUGUCGAUUUCCGUUCCGUUUCCGUCGAAUCGUGUGAAAACGGCCGUGUUUCACCGUGUUACGACGUAAUAAUAGUAAUAAUAAUAAUAAUAAUAAUAAUAAUAAUAAUAAUAAUAAUAAUGAUAAUGAUAAUGAUAAUGAUAAUGCAGAUCACACCUGUGUACCGUGCCCCGGUAUCUUCGUAAAUUCGUUGAACCGAGAAGCAAUACUACGGAUGCCUAUAAUUAUUAAAUGUUAUGCGUUUUGUCUUAUACAACAAAGAAAAAAAACCGAGGGGGGAAGGGAGGGAGGGAGGGAGGGAGGGAGGGAGGGAAAGAAAAAUUAGGAACUCGCGUAUUAGGAACACGCACAUCAGACACUUGUAAGUGCAUCUAAGGGUGAUCGGACACACACUCACACUCACACUCACACAUACAUAUACACAAUCUCACACACGCGCGCGAUACGAGACGUGAACGAAGCGUCGAUGUUUUGUCCUCAUCGAUGUUUCUUUCGAUCGAGGAUCGCGCGAAAGUAAUAAAUGUAAUAAAAGGAGAAAAAAGAAAAAGAAAAAAGAUAAAAAAAAAGAAAUAGAUAAAAAGACGAUACUACUGCGUAACUUCGAGCAAAAAACUUCGAAGUUACGUAAUUGCAACCCGUACGUUCACAUCGAUCUCUGUGUAAUUUUAUAUUUCGAAGAUGCGAAGCAUUUUUAGCUGCAUGCAACGACCAAUAAUUUUAUUGUAAUCGUUAAUCGUGUAUAAAGAUUUGCACGGAAGUGAUAGGAGAAACGAUGUAAAAAAAAAGAAAAAAGAAAAAAAAGAAAGAAAGAAAGAAAGAGAAGAAAAGACAAAAAAACGAAAAAAAGAAAACGUCGAGGGGAAUAAAAAUAAAUUAGGGGAGAGAAGAUUGGUGAAGAUGAGAGAAGGGCAUAUUCGGGGUCAUUCGAAUGCCUAAAAAUCGCACGAACCUUGCUCGGCAGAUAUAAAGGGAAAAAAGUUCUUGAUAAAAAGGGGUAGUAAUGAGCUUUGUACAUCAACAGAGAGGGGAAUAGUAAAAGAUUAUCUUGUAAUAGUGUGAGUAGUGAGUGAAUCGCUGGAACGAGAAUGGAGAAUUGAUCGUUUGAAUAUAUUAUUACGUAACUUUCGAAGAGGAAAACAAGUAACGCCGAAUGGAUCGAUGAUGAUGAUGAUGAUGAUGAUGAUAAUGAUGAUGAUAAUAUUAUAUAUUGUUGUUAGAUUAUGUAUAAUAUAUAUAUACAUAUAUAUAUAUACACAUAAACACUGAUAUAAAAAUAAAGUAACCUAGAUAAUAAGCGACCACUUAUUCACACCACCUACACAUGGACACGGACACACGUAAAUACGUACAUGCGCGUGAAAAAGUUAACCCUUUAUUUAGCGAAUCGAAAGAAAGUAAAGAAAUUUAUUUUUUCGAAUAACUUUUUUUUUUAUCGGCAUUUCGAGCAAAAAGUAAUCGAUAUCUUGUCUUAAUUGGCAAUCGAGAUUUUUUUCGAUUUUCGAUUUUCGAUAUAUAUAUAUACAAAAAAAUUCGAAAGAUAUUAAAACGGCCAAAUUAAAAUAGUCGUGCCAAAUAAAAGGUUAAUGGAGGAGCGAAUAUACACCAUGAUCACGAGAACCACUAUUCUCACACGAGAAACACGAAACAAGAAACAAGAGACAGAUAAGAUUUCGUAGUUGUACCCGUGAACAUCCCCCGUCAAACCCAUCCCCCUGAGCACGAUCUCGGCUCUUGGUUAAGCGUAAAAAAUGCAUAGAGUCCUACUUUCUCUACUUCGACUCUCCUCUUGACCCUUGAAACGAUGGGAAAAAAGAAAAAAAAAAAAUAGAGAGAGCCAAGGAAGGAAACAGGAAACGCGUGUCGGAGUUUCUUCCUCCAGAUCGCGUUUCCUGUCCACCUUUCCUUCAACUAAAUAAAAAGAAAAUAAAACAGAACACGGAAAAAUUUCAAGUAUCAAGGAGGAGGCGACAGAGUCACCGAAAUCAGAGUCUCCGAAAAAAGCUUGAACGAAGACGAUAACGAAGCGGGGGAUAAAAUCAAAAUAGAAAAAAAAGAAAAGAAAAAAAAAGAGAAGGAUAAUCGAGCUUUCCUCUUCCUACGUUGUACGAGAAAUUCACGGCGUUUCUUUUAGCUUUCACGGCGGGAGGGAUGAAGGACACAAAAUGCGAGAGAGAGAAAAUAAAAAGAAAAAUGAGGUUUAACAAAAAAAGAGAGAAAUAAAAAUGAAAAAAAGAAAAAAAAAUGAUAAAGCAUGAAAAUGAUUUUUAGGGGCGCGCCUCAUCGUUAUAGCUCUUAAUACAAUAGUAAUAUUACGAGUAAUAAACAAAAGUGAAUUAACCAGAAAUAUGCGUUUAUGUUAUUUAGUUCUAAAAAAAAUGAAAAAAAAAAAAUGUAAUAAAAAUCAAUCGUGUUACCAACUCGUUCGUCUAUUUAUUUAUCAAUCAUCCUCUCUCGAUCGAACUCAUCCACCAUUUCGUCGCGCGCUUUUUCAACAUCCUAAUUUUAUAUUUAAUAUAAACGAUAUCGAAUUUUCUUUUGUAUCGAAAUUUCGACAACCGAUCGAAUGGAUUCCGCUGUGCGUGCAAUUCGCGCUACUCCCAAUUCUCCUCUUUUUUUUCUUUCUUCUUCUUUUUUUUUUUUUUUUACGCAAUUCUCGUAAGCGAUUUCAAAAUUGCUUGUGAACGUUCUACCUCCACUCCUCGUGCCACUUGUCAAUUGACGACUCCGCUUAUUAUUUUUUCGAACGAUCGUGUUGCUCAGUGCGAAUAAAAACGUUGCCGCGACACGUUGUUCCGACGCGUGCGCCAACACUUUUUCCACACUUUUUGAAAUGGAAAGUUAACAUCCGAUUAAUAUCGAUCGCGACGAAAUGAAGCAAACUUUUCUCUUCUCGCUCCUUCUCCUCGUAAUUCGUAAUUGCUCGGCCGAGAAAAUAACGUUGAGGAUCGAUUUGAACGAGCCCAUCGCUGUCACCGAUCCCAAGUUUCUCAGUCUUACCAUCGACCCGGUAACCCUGUUGGCCGGAAAUGCGGUCAGCACUCAUUUCGAGAGAAGCGUAAACCUGAUGAGAGCCUUGAGUCCAGCGUAUUUGCGACUCGGAGGGCCACGCAGUACUCUUUUCCACUUUGCCGAUCAAAAUUCCGAAGAAAAUGGAAAGAAGGGAAAAAUCGUGCUAUCCGAGUCCGAUUGGGUAUUGGCCCAUCAGUGGGCUGAAAAGGCAGGGUUGGAUGUGAUCGCCUGCGUUUCGCCGGACGAUCGACGAAGGAGGACGAUCGAAGGGGCCGAAGAUGCGAUGGAGAUAAUUUCUUUCAGCGAUCACAUGGGUUUUAACGCCAACUGGCAGCUGGGUUACGAACCCCAAAUCAGAUGCAAUCUGACGGGCAACGAUCUAGCGAGGCAAACGUUGGAUCUACGAAAAUCAUUGAACGAAUUUCCUAGAUAUUCGAACAGCGUGAUUACAGGGCCGGAUGUUGUAAUUUACGAUAACGAGAAGCAUCUAAAUUAUCUUCGAGAUUACUUCAGCUUAGCGAUUCCCGCGCUUUCGGCGAUCACGUGGCAUCCCGACCUUGCGAGCAUUACUUUGGAUAAUGGAGGAGCGUUCAUACACCAGGAUAACUUGGAAGAAGAUAAGGAAGAAUUGUUGAAAGCUAUAGGUCGAUUCGUAGACGAUCGACCGUUGUGGAUUGCCGAAUCGAGGCCGGAAGAAUGCAAGAAUUUGUACAUAGGGGCUCUCGUGUUGGCGAGAAGACUAGGAAAUUCGGCAAGAGCAAACGUGAACGUGAUCAUGAGGCAACCGGCAGACCUGACUUAUCCAACUCCAGAUUACUGGGUGUCUUUGCUCCACAAGAGCCUCGUUGGACCGCAAGUGUUCGACGCGAAGAUUCAAGGCGAUGGCAACGAGGAUCAUAUCUACCUCUAUUGUCAAUGCGCUUCCAACAAAUACGAAGACGGAUCGGUCGUGAUUUUCGGGGUGAAUUUGAAUCCUCGCGAAGUCACGUUCGAUUUGGAAGGGAUUAACGUAACCGAACACGUUCACGAAUACGUUCUUACACCAGGUUUCGAUGCGCCCAAUCGAAUGUUCGCGGAGACCAUCUUCUUGAAUGACAAACUAUUGACUCUGAUCAACGACACGGUCCCCGAGAUGAGUCCAAAGAUUCUGAACGACACGAAACAUGGUGUGGAUCUCCGUUUGCAGUCGGGCAGUAUCGGUUUCUGGAUUAUUCCCAAUUUAAAAAUAAAAUCUUGCACGGGAAACGAGACACCGAGAACGGAAGAGACGGUGGACGUAGACGAGAGAACUACGCGAGAAGAGAAGAUCGACAACGAGAAUACGAAACAAACACGCGUUGCCGGAUCUCUGCAAAGAAGAGCUAGCUCGAAUGAAAUCGACAAGAGGAAACGGAGAGGUGACGCGUCGAUCUAUAAAAACAGCAUAAAGAGGGAACUGAAGAGGUUGAAAAGAUUCGUGAAAAAGAAGCUGGACGAUUACGAUUACGCGAAAUCAUUGCCGAAGCUGAGAGUACUGUCCAACUCUAAGGAGCAAGGUGGAAAAGGGUCUACGCUGGUCCAAGAGGACGUGCAAAGCAAAUUGAAAGAGUACAAAGAUCGGUUGUCGCGGUUGAGGAAUCUGAUGGGAUCGAGCGACACGAAGAUGGAGUUGAGAAAAUCGAUCGGCGACCUGGUAGCGGACGUGAUAUCUUUGAUGUUGAAGAUACAGAACACUCUGGAAAUAAUGAGGAAGGAAAUCGAUCACGAGAACAAGACGCAGUCGUUCACCACCGUGAAAGAGACGUUGAAGUCCCUUUACGAUCUCUUGAUGAAUGCAAACUUGAACGAGUCGAUCGAUUCGAGGGAGAUGGCACGAGGAUUGGACAGAGCCAAGAGAGAAUUGCUCCAGGAGAGAGGAAUCCCUUUCGAUUCGAAAAGGGAGAGUAGCCUAUCGAGAAAACGAGCGAGGAACGAGGAUGUUGAAGAAGGAUCUAGAGGGGUCGAGUGGUGGAAAGAUGGGAGGAGUAAGAAGAAGCAACCGAGUUUUCUGGAAUGGGAUAGCGAGGAAGACAUCAAUUUUUACCGAUUCGAUCGUGAAAAUUCCUUCGUUAACGAGGAUUCCUUCUUAAAUACCGACUACGAUUACGAAGCGAGGGAUGACGAAUUCGAAGAUUCCGAGGAGCAAGUUUCAAUGGAGUACAUCGAUGACGUUCGUACGUGGGACGAAGACGAGGAUGAUCGUUUCUUCUAUCGCGAGCCCGUCCAAUUUUUCAAGAAUUCGAGGAACAAUCGAGCGGAAACGAGCAUAGGAGUUCCUGAACUGUGGGAAGUGGAAACGUACGAGAUUGGAAGGAACGAUAGAACGAACGGGAAGAAAUUCGAGAUGGUGAGGAUCGAGUCGGAUGGCACGAUUCGAGAUAGCAAGUUUUUGGAAAAAUUCGAUCGCGAGGGGGCCACCUCUUUUCCGAAAAAUCAUCGACCCACGUAUACCUCACCGUCUAACGUCCAGCCAGACGAGUCUGCCAUCCGAUCGUUCUUCUCUAAACGAGCACAACCGGCGGAGAGCGCGAUAUACAAAAAAAUUUCCAAUUUCCAAGAUCCGAGCUCUGGUUUCAAAGAGUCGAGUCCUUGGAUCGGAGCCGAUUACCUCGGGAGCAAGAGAUCGAAGAGGGGGAAAACGGAUUUGCGCGCAAUACUCGAUCAGGAGAUGAUCAAAGAGGACGAUGCUAAUUCCAAGGAUUGCAACUGCAGGGUUAUCCGACGCUCGAAAACUUGCGAUUGCCGAUCGAAAAGGGGCGCCAUCGAGUCGUUGGAAUCGCUCGAGAUCGACACGCUCGCGCCCCCGAAACAACAGCAACUCGUCGCUGCGGGUUUGGACAAGGAUAUAGUGCGCGCGAAUUUGCGGGAGGACACGGACGUGGAAGUGUUCGCGGACCUCGAGGACGGGCCCAAAAUAGAAAAAUCGACGCGAGGCGAGGAUUCGUCCAAGAUUGCGGGAUCGUCCUCCCGAAUCGAGUCGAAGAACGCUCGAGAUCCGCGCCACGAUUCCAAUAUCCCUGCUUUGGAGACCCGGUCGGAUCUCCGCCCCGAAGUGGCGUCGUCCGCUGAUCGUCCACGAUCCCCCUCCACCAUUUUAAACGCGAAGGAAGGCGCGGAUCGAUCGGCCGAAAGAUCGGUGAGACGCGAUGCGAGCAAGUUUCUCUCCGAGGAAGACAGCACCACGAUUAACAACGAGGGAUACACUUUUCCCGAUCGAGAAAAUUCUACAGGCUUUACGGAGGGGAGCGAGGAGAGCCCAACAAAGGGGGAAAGUUGGAGCGCGGCGAUCGAGGCGACUACCGCUUUAUCGGAGGGAAUCGUCAUCAAGGAAGAAUCCGAAAACAAUUACGAUGACGAAAGUUCGAAACGAGAGACAAAACUCGAGCAACCUUUGCUCGGUAAAAAGCCAGCGAAAGUCAAAAUAGGGAGCUCGCCCGCUCGCUCAUCGGCCGAUUUCAAUAGAAAUAAAAGUAGGAAACGUGCGCCGAGAUUAAACGUCGCAAGACAAUCCGAAUUGUCGAAGAAAGUGAGAACGUUGCAGGCUUUGAGGGAUUUGUUUCGUAAAUUGAAGGAGUCGCGCGUGUUGCUCCCCAUCCCGAGAUCGAGAUCGAUCGAGAGGGAGGCGGCGGAAUAUCGGAGGAAUCGUGCUCAACAGAUGAAACAAUUGCGGGACAAGUUGCGUGACAAGAGGCAGAUGAUGUUGAGGAAGUACGAGAGAGGUGUUCACGAGGCGGUCGACAAGGAGGAGAACGUGGAAAGGAGGAAUCUGAGGAGAAGAGAGGCGUGGGAGAGGAUCAAGGGGAGCCAGGAUUUUCGUGACAUGAUCGAUCGCGAGAAAUUAGCCUAUAUACUGAUGUAUCAACCAACCAAGUACGAUGAGAAGAGGGAAGUUGAGGGUGAGGAGGGGGUGUCGGGCGAGCAGGAUGAUGCACCGGUGACCGAAAUUCCGAGGGAUAGGAAUACUUGGAAGAGGAUUUUUAACCCGAAAAAUGACAAGAAUUCCCGCGAUCCCGUUGAUCGUUCUUACGAUAAUUUGGAUGAAGAUAUAAGAUUGGAGGAUUUACGAUCGAAUACGGAGAAAAGAGGAGAAGAAUCCGACGAAGGGGAAGGCGAGAGGAAAGACAAAGUCUAUUUCGCUCUGGUGGAGGAUGUAGAAAGGCCACGGAUAUACUAUUACGAAGGGAAUCCAGGGAAGAGAAUGAUGAGGGCAUCGCCUCGACGCUCGCCCAACCACAAUCGUCUCCUGCAAAAUUAUCUCGGAAGUAUUAAAGUCGUUCGAUAUUCCGAGGAAGAAUCGGAUCAACCCCCAAAGGGGAAAGAAAUAUACAUAAUCGACCCAUCCCGAUACAAAGGAGGGGAUCCUAGUUUGCAAUUGUACAAAAGUUCGAGGACAUCGAGGCCCGAUUCGCAAACCCCUUCGAAAAGAUACAAAAUUAUUUGGAAGCCUAUUAUAUUCAAACCUUUCAGGAUUCGUCAAUCGACGCAGCACAAACGGGAGGAUAAAAACGGGAGCGAAGAAGAAUUAACCGAAAAUCUUCUCGACGAUUUCAUCGAUUAUCUAGAUCCCAAAACUGUCGACGAGUUUCUCAAAUCGGGGAACGUCAUCGUGGACGAUAAAAUGGAAAAUUUCAUGCACUCGAUCGUCGAGAAACAAGAACCGGUUACGCGGUCGGAAGAAAUCGUGGAAGCCGAAGAUGAUCGAGAAUUCGAGGAAGCCUCCGCGAACGAGGAAAAUUCCAAAGAAUCUUUAAAGGUAGUCGAUGGACAAGGAGUCGAGCAACAGGGUGAAAGUUGUCGAAACGUUACGGAAGGGAGAAUGCAAAUGGAAGAUGGAAAUAUAUACGAGACUUCGAACGAGAAUAUCGCAAGUAGCGAUAACAGGAAGAAAGACUCGAAAAAGAUGGAAAUAAAACGGAAACGAAGAAACGCCGUUACCGAAUCGAGAAAAGAAGAAUAUUUCGGGUCUCUGCCUCUGUUUUUUCUUCGUAAAGCGAACAAUUAUUCGUCGCGUUUGAAGCAGAGUUCAAAGGAAAUUUCUGACGAAAAUCUUCUCAGAAUCGAAGAAGAUGUGGAAAAUGAAUCGGAUACGAAGAAAAGUAAGGGAGAAGAAAACGAGGCAAGCUUAAGUUCAGAAAGAUCACCUCUUUCUGACAAACACGGGACGGCGUUAACGACGUUGCCAUGGAUGGAAAGAUCCGGAAGAAGGGUUGAAAGAGAAGCGGCAGAGAAUGGAGAGAAGAUAGGCGAAAAUACCAACGUGGAAAAGCUACAACCGUCCGAAUUGCAACAUCUGGACGAACCUUCGAGCACAAAGAUUCCGACAUUCGGUGAAAUCGACGACGUCGAAAAAUCGCUGAUUCAGAAGAUACCGCUUGAAAAAUUCAUGCCGAAAGGGAGCAUCGACAAGAGUAAGAGGAAGAACGUAAGAAGAAACAAGAAAGAGGAUGAUGGAUUAUCGUUCCUUAUAGAAAAGAGUCUACCAAAGAUAGGGAAUGUGGUAAUCGACGGAUUAAACAAAGCGGAAAAUUUCACGGGAUCGGUGGAACAGUUAAUCAAGAAUUUGGACGAGAAUUAUAAUAGGACGAUCGCGAAGGGAGAUCAAGAAAGGAAUUCGACCAGUACCAGAUCGAUAGAUCCCGCUCAAAAUGUUUUUCGAAACGCGAUAACGAAUGUAAGAAAAUUUUUCAUGCUGCUUAACGGAGUCACGAAUAUUCUUCGUGGAUAAAAAUUUUUUUCAACCUUAUAACGUAUUUUAAUUUUGUAUACAUUCUAUUUUUAUAAUAUUUUUCGUGUAAUUUUUAUAUUUUUUGACCUAAAUAAAAAGAUGUUGUAAAACGUU